UGUCUCAUGGAAACAGGAAACCAAACAAAAGCUGUAAAAUUUCUUCUUCUGGGAAUUGAAGAAGAGCAUGAUCUGCAUACUAUCUUCUUUGGACUAUUUCUAUCCAUAUAUCUAGUCACUUUCACUGGGAACCUGCUCAUCAUCUUGGCCAUAAUAUCAGACACCCACCUCCACACUCCCAUGUAUUUCUUCCUCUCCAACCUGUCCUUUUGUGAUAUUUGUUUCAUCUCCACUACCAUCCCAAAGAUGCUUCACAAUAUCCAGACAGAGAACAAAGUUAUCACGUAUGCAUGCUGCAUAACCCAGAUAUUUUUUUUCAUUGUGUUUGGAUGCCUGGACAGUUUGCUCCUUACCACAAUGGCAUAUGACCGCUUUGUAGCCAUCAGUCACCCCCUGCACUACACAGUCAUCAUGAAUCCCUGGCUCUGUGAAAUACUAGUUCUGGGAUCCUGGUGUCUUAGUACCCUAGGCUCCCUUCUUGAAUCCUUGCCUGUUUUGAAGCUGUCCUUCUGUACAAAUAUGGAAAUCCCACACAUUUUUUGUGAUCUUUCUGAAGUCCUGAAACUUGCCUGUUCUGACACCCUCAUCAAUAACAUAGUGGUUUAUUUUGUGGUUAGUAUUCUGGGUGUUUUCCCUGUUGCUGGGAUCUUCUUCUCCUAUUCUCAGAUUCUCUCUUCUAUUCUUAGAAUCUCAUCAACCAGGGGCAAGUAUAAAGCAUUUUCCACAUGUGGGUCUCACCUUUUGGUUGUGUCCUUGUUCUAUGGCACAUCCCUUGGGAUCUACCUAAGUUCUGCAGCCACAGCCUCCUCUAGGAAAAGUCUUAUGGCUUCAGUGAUGUAUGCUGUGGUAACCCCCAUGUUAAACCCCUUCAUCUACAGUCUGAGGAACAGGGACAUGAAGGGGGCCCUGAGGAGACUCAUCAGUAGGAUGGCCACUUCACAGUGAUGGAGCUAUUGGAGGACUGUCAAUAGUAGCAAGACUCAAUACU
Molecule: messenger RNA, 988 nt
Organism: Choloepus didactylus (southern two-toed sloth)
Lineage: Eukaryota; Metazoa; Chordata; Mammalia; Pilosa; Megalonychidae
Product: olfactory receptor 7C2-like
Exons: 1
Coding region: 7-945 (312 amino acids)
Biological process (GO): G protein-coupled receptor signaling pathway
Cellular component (GO): membrane
Molecular function (GO): olfactory receptor activity; G protein-coupled receptor activity
Source: RefSeq, a predicted model, not a curated record